Messenger RNA from Laccaria bicolor S238N-H82, 1074 nucleotides. RefSeq lists its product as uncharacterized. Bases 1 to 1074 code for a protein of 357 amino acids. Lineage: Eukaryota; Fungi; Basidiomycota; Agaricomycetes; Agaricales; Hydnangiaceae. The transcript is spliced from 8 exons. The record is from RefSeq and is a predicted model, not a curated record.
AUGCCCACUGGCGACGGAGCGCAUAAAUUUGAGAAUAUCACUGGUCAAGCCUCUCUGGAUGGUCAGGGAGGAACUGAGCCGCCAUCUCAAACGAUAAGCGCUAGCGAACACCGCAACAUAUACUAUCGGUUAUAUACUAAAGGAGGGCCACUCGAAUCAAACAACCCGAUCUUCUCCAAUGAUCGCUCCAUCAGUCGUAUCUCGUCUAAAUCAGUGAGGCCCCCUCGUACAGCCACAUCACUGAAGAGGUACAUUUGCAAGAUUGAGGGCGUGGAAGGCCCGGAAAAGAGUGCUUUGUAUCUGUCGCAGUCAGAAAAGAAGCCUGUGGACGACUCUGCUCGUCUAGCGCUCAGAGGGGAUUCUGGCCCAGGAUCAUCUGAGGUUGACCCUGUAGUUCUCGUUGUUGAUAAGGGCGCCGCUAAGAAGAGACCGAGGGCUGCCAGUCAUGCGGGCUCGAAUGAAUUGCCCACAUGGAAGAUUGAACGAUGUUAUGGUGCACUGUAUUACCGAUUUUACGACGAUGAUGGUGAAGCUGUCUCAAAAACAUCGUUUGACGAGAGCGACUCUUCUUUGGGUCACGUUGACAUAUUUAUCAUUCCGCCACCUCACACAGUUGCUUCCUUGAAAGAAUGUCUCAUUCAUGUAGAAGGGGUCUUGGGCCAUGACAUUCAGUUGCUUGAAAACGAGGAUGGAGAGGUUACCUUGAACGAUGGCAAUGUCAUUGCCCUUCUCACUGACAAUUGUCCGGGCUCAAAGGAGGGUCAGCCGAUAGUGUUCACAUAUUCACGGAAGGGUUCUGAUAAAACGACGGCACCGGAGACUCGUCCUUCCUUUUCGAAGUGCCUUACAGCCAAGCAUGACUGGGACGGCGCGAGUUAUGAUGCCGCAUGGCAUUCAGUGGUAGCUGGAGAAAUCCUUCAAACAGACGGGGUUGCAAUGAAUAAGAAAUUCAGCUCUUCCGGAGUUCUAGAAAGAAAGCUUUUGUUCACUACAUCUUUUGAAAUUAGCCUGGGUUAUGUUCAAAAGUUCCACAGGCUGAUCUUGCUUAUUACUGGAGAAAAGCCUGAGUCUUAA